AUGUUAAAUGACUAUCCAUCGCGCUGCGGCAUAUGCGAUCGAUAUUGCCCURACGAAAAGGCCAUCUAUUUAGCACUCAGAGAUAUYGAGUUGAUCCGCGACCUUGGCAAAAAAUGGACGAAGAAAAUUAAACCGUCUCCUGGUGCGCUUAGAAGAACCCUAGCGUCAAUCCAGCAUCGCUCCGAUGUCGAGGCACUCGUCGAUCAAUAUGGACUGGAUACAUUCCAGUCUGUAGUGACAAGACUGUUGAAGGACAAGUUAUUCACCUCCGACUUUGUCGCGGAGCAACGAUUUCCUGGUUUGAAUGCUGUUAUUGUUCACGCAGAAGCCAUGAGCACGGAACCUGCUGAAAUCACGUCAGAGAAAUCGGACUGGGAACUCUUAGUGGCAGCAGAAGCGCCAGCGAAGACGUCAGAAGACGAGCCCGAAGAGGUCACAGCCAAAUCCACAGAAGAGGAUCCCGAAGAGGCCACAGCCAAGUAUCCGGAAGAAGAGCCCGAAGAGGCUACAGCCAAACCCACAGAAGAAGAUCCCGAAGAAGCCACAGCCGGGGGCCCAGAAGAAGAGUGCGUAGAAGAUCAGCGAUGGCCCGAAGAAGAACCCUUUACUACAGAAGCAUACGAAGCUCUAGCAGAGAUAAAACCUCCAGAAGAAGAAGCACGCGGGGAUCGUGUACAAGGGGAGCGGAAAACGAAGUGGCUGCCCUACAGCAGCCAGCACGACUUGAUUGUCUAUCUGCAAAAGGUCCUUGAGACAGCAUGUUUUACUUAUGGACAGAAACAGCUGCCGACCCAGCUACACAAACGCGGCUGGGACUGUGUCGAGGCAGUAGCGCUUGAUACUUGGAUGAAUGAGUUUCCUGCUAUGACUCAGGCUCUUGACACAAUGCACAGGAGGGAGCUGCUACAGUCAGGAAUCGAUAUCCAAGACAUGGCCGUUAAACGUAAGCGUAUCGACUGGUCUAGGAUGAAGAAGCUCUUAGACGAUGCAUUAGAGCUUACCGAGAUCCUGAACGUCAAGGAGUAUAGCGAUAUGGUUCAAAAGGUUCGAAUAGACAUCGGGGAGGUGGUGGAGGGUUUGAGCUGCAAAGAACAGGAAGCAGAAGAUCAGCAGGAAGAGAAGCUGCAGCGGAUUGCAGAGGAACGAAGAAAGCUAGCUAAGUGGGAAGUGGAGGUUCGAACGUAUAAGAAAAACACGGUGAAGGAUAACGAGAAGUGGGCUGAGUCGAAAGUCGAGGGAGUGCUGGAGGAGACGAGGAAAACAUUAAAGACAGCAAGAUAUUCUCUUAAACUUGUAGAGUAG
Fusarium mangiferae is the source of this 1302-nucleotide messenger RNA. RefSeq lists its product as uncharacterized. NCBI's taxonomy places the organism in Eukaryota, Fungi, Ascomycota, Sordariomycetes, Hypocreales, Nectriaceae. Bases 1 to 1302 code for a protein of 433 amino acids. The transcript is spliced from 2 exons. The record is from RefSeq and is a predicted model, not a curated record.